This is a messenger RNA of Ceutorhynchus assimilis (cabbage seed weevil), 1293 nucleotides long. The record is from the annotation of a GenBank genome assembly. NCBI's taxonomy places the organism in Eukaryota, Metazoa, Arthropoda, Insecta, Coleoptera, Curculionidae.
AUGCUGUUGUGUCGUGCCCUCUGUCCCUGCGAUUUAUUCGGGUUUUUUUUAAAUCUGGUGUGGUUUCUUAGUUACUCUAAGUGCCAAGUGAUUACUGGAAGUGGAAAUACAAAAAAAAAUAUGUACUGCGUCGUGCAGCUGGAUGAAACAGGCGGCGAAGGUCUAGCUGUAGUUCAUACGAGCUGGCUGACGCCAUUGAAAAAGGAGGUCUUCUGGCCGCCAAUAAAAGACAGCAAGCUCUAUCGAAAAGCCCUGGUAGAAAGUGAGCCCGUUGAGUCAGAUUGGACCCUUUACGGCGUGAAAAAAAUUUAUUUUCAGACAGGUGAUUUGAACAAGGCAUUUAGAAAGGAAAAGGAAGCUGAACAGACUAGUGACAUCUACGAUACCGACGAUGCUACAAGUGUCGUCAUAAAUCGCCCUAGGAAAAGAAUCAAAAGGGUUCUAGACAGUGAUGAUGAUAGUGGUGAUGAUAGUAGAUUUUCUAGACCCCCACAAAUCAAGAUAAAACAAUUAUCAGGUAGCAAAGAAAAAAAGCAAAUUUCUUCUCCAUCAACAUCAAAGGAGCAGAGGCCCAUAGCAGCUUCAGAAAUUUUCACUCCUCGGUCGUCACUCGGAUCUUCACUAUAUGUGGAAACACCAGAUAUAAGAGAUUCAAGUUCCAUAGAAAAAAGGCAAGAAAGGCAAAUUUCUUUGCCUUCAACUUCUAAGGAGCGGUCUACAGCAACUUCUCCUCAGUUAUUAACAAUUGGAGCUACACCAUAUGCAAGGACACCAGAUAUAACAGAAUCAAAUUUACCUAUAUUUAUUAAUGUUCUUAACACAGUUAAGGAACAGAAUAAACUUAUCUUGACGAAAUUGGAAAACCUAGAAACACUUAUUGCCGGUGUACCAGUUGUUGAAGCUGCAGUGAAUUCUGGGAAUCCUCUACCUAUAGAGCUGCCAUUGAUAAGCGAUGACAACAUAAAUGCAACAGAAAACUAUUUAGAAGAAAAACGAAAUUUCACUCGACUGGUGAAUUAUUUAGGAUCCCUUGGUGGAACAAACUUGAAAAACAAAGUCCACAAAAUUUUAAGACAAUUGUUGAGCAACGAUUUAGCAUGUAGCUACAGCUAUUUUGGAAAAAAAGGAAAAAAGAGUUUCUCUGAGCUUAAGCUGAACAAGGCAAUUAUCCAAACAACCCAAUUAAAAAUUGAAAGUGCUUCCUUGUUGGAGAUAGAAGAUACCAUUAAGAUAUGGUUAAAGCAUGCACCCGAUCGAAAAAAAGGACAGAAGAAAAAUGAUGAAGUCAAUUGA